AUCGCCUCGUGCUGUCAUAGGGAGGUUAAGGGCUGGGUCCUGAAGUCUGGCUGUGUGAUUUGAAUCCUCGCUUUGCUGGUUGUGCCACUGAAGGGGAGUUAUCUUAACUUCUCUGUGCCUCAGUCUCCUCAUCUGUGAAGUGGGGUUAGUGAUAGUCCCAGUGAUCACAAGUUCUAAAUGAGACGGUGAAUGACACGCACACAGCGCGUUGCCUGGUUCUUAGGAUCGGUGGCUGCUGAUUUGGAACAUCUGCUGCAGGUCAGGGGCCAAGGACAAUGCCACGUGCCAGACCCAGCUGGGUCAGGCUCUGAGAUGUGGGCUCCAUUUGUCCCCCCACGUCUAUCCCUCCCAUGGGGGUACCUAUGUCCUUUAUGCCCAAGUGUUUGAAACCUCAAGAGGAUGUGACCUGACCUCAUCCAAGUGGCAGAAGCUGUGAGCCAUUCUCUAUGUUAGCUGGGCUACUCUCGCUAUGGCCAAAUGAGGUUCUGCCAGACCACCCAGGUCCUGCCGUCCCCGCCGAAGGGAUCCUCCUAAUUCCAGCCUCCUCCCCUUUCCCCAGAGCCCUCAAACCUCUCUACCGCCCCAGGUGCUUUUCCGCCCUGUGGACAGCGACAGGACCGGUAUGUAAAUAUCUGUGCAAAUCCCCUGGCCUUAGAUUGCCAACCCUCCGGGAAGGCAGAGUCAUCUCUGGGACCCCCACUUGCCAGCCAUGGGACCCCAGGGUAGGGUGAUCUGCUCCCUGCUCUUCCUGCUGCGGGCCCUGGCUGAGAACUCGGAGUUCUACCUGCCUGGGGAUUACCUCCUGGGUGGCCUCUUCACCCUCCAUGCCAACAUGAAGGGCAUCGUCCAUCUCAACUUCCUGCAGGUGCCCAAGUGCAAGGAGUACGAGACGAAGAUGCUGGGCUACAACCUCAUGCAGGCCAUGCGCUUUGCAGUGGAGGAGAUCAACAAUGACAGCCGCCUGCUGCCGGGCGUGCUGCUGGGCUACGAGAUGGUGGACACCUGCUACAUGUCCAACAACGUCCAGCCCGUGCUCUACUUCCUGUCACAGGACGACUACUUCUUGCCCAUCCAGGACGACUACAGCCACUACCUGCCCCGCGUGGUGGCCGUCAUUGGUCCUGACAACUCCGAGGCCACCAUGACCGUGGCCCACUUCCUCUCCCUCUUCCUCCUUCCCCAGAUCAGCUACAGUGCCAUCAGUGAGGACCUCAGCGACAAGCUGCAUUUCCCAGGGGUGCUGCGCACGGUGCCAGGUGCAGAUCACCAGAUCGAGGCCAUGGUGCAGCUAAUGCUGUACUUCCGCUGGAACUGGAUCAUCGUGCUGAUGAGCAGCGACGAUUAUGGCCGCGACAACAGCCGGCUGCUCAGCCAACGCCUGGCGCACCAUGACAUCUGCAUCGCCUUCCAGGAGACCCUGCCCAUGACGCAGCCCAACCGGAAUAUGACGCAGCUGGAGCGCGAGCACCUGGAGGCGGUCGUGGGCAAGCUGCGGCGGAGCACCGCGCGCGUGGUGGUCGUGUUCUCCCCAGACCUGUCCCUAUACAACUUCUUCCGCGAGGUGCUGCGCCAGAACUUCACCGGCGCCGUGUGGAUCGCGUCCGAGUCCUGGGCCAUCGACCUCGUCCUGCACAAUGUCACCGAGCUGCAGCGCACGGGCACCUUCCUGGGCAUCGCCACCCAGGCUGUGUCUGUCCCGGGCUUCAGCGAGUUCCGCGUGCGCCGCUCUCAGGGUGUGCGGCCCGCGCUCAACAGGAGCAGCCAGGGGGCCACCUGCAACCAGGAAUGUGACUCCUGCAUGAACACCACCGAGUCCUUCAACACCAUGCUCACGCUCUCGGGUGAGCGCACGGUCUUCAGCGUGUACUCCGCGGUCUACGCGGUGGCCCACGCGCUCCACAACCUCCUGGGUUGCAACCAGAUCAGCUGCCGCAAGGAGGUGGUGUACCCUUGGCAGCUGCUUCCAGAGAUUCGGAAGGUCAACUUCACCCUUCUGGGCCACCAGAUCUCCUUCAACCAGCAGGGGGACAUGUCCAUACAACUGGAGGUCAUCCAGUGGCUGUGGGACCUGAAGCAGAACCCUUUCCAGAGUGUCGCCUCCUACUACCCAUUGAAGCGGAAGCUGAAGUGCAUCCGAGACAUCUCCUGGCACACCCCCAACAACACGGUCCCUGUGUCUACAUGUUCCAAAGACUGCCAGCCUGGGCAAAAGAAGAAGCCAGUGGGCACCCACCCCUGCUGCUUUGAGUGCAUUGACUGUCUCCCUGGCACCUUCCUCAACCGAACUGCAGACGAAUAUGAAUGCCAGCCCUGCCUGAGUUACCAGUGGUCCCACAAGAAUGACACCUCCUGCUUCAAGCGGCGCCUGGCCUUCCUCGAAUGGCGUGAGGCGCCCACCAUCGUCGUGGCCAUGCUGGCUGCCCUGGGCUUCCUCAGCACCCUGGCCAUCGCCAUCGUCUUCUGGAGGCACUUGCAGACGCCCAUAGUUCGCUCGGCGGGGGGGCCCAUGUGCUUCCUGAUGCUGAUGCCGCUGCUGAUGGCCUACACGGUGACCCCCGUGUAUGUAGGGCUGCCCACCGUCUCCACGUGCCUCUGCCGCCAGGCCUUCUUCACCAUCUGCUUCACCAUCUGCAUCUCCUGUAUCACGGUGCGCUCUUUCCAGAUCGUCUGCAUCUUCAAGAUGGCCAGCCGCCUCCCGAGCGCCUACCGCUACUGGGUCCGCUACCACGGGCCUUACGUCUUCGUGGCAUCCAUCACGGUGCUCAAGGUGGUCAUUGUGGGGAGCGGCAUCCUGGCCACCACCCCCAACCCCACCGCCCGCGCCGACCCUGAUGACCCCAGCAUCAUGAUCCUGUCCUGCAGCCCCAACUACCACCGGGGACUGCUGAUCAACACCAGCCUGGACCUGUUCCUCUCCGUGCUGGGCUUUGGCUUUGCCUACGUUGGCAAGGAGCUGCCCACCAACUACAACGAGGCCAAGUUCAUCACCUUCUGCAUGACCUUCUACUUCACCUCCUCCGUCUUCCUCUGCACCUUCAUGUCGGUCUACGAGGGGGUGCUGGUUACCAUCCUGGACCUCUUGGUCACGGUGCUCAACCUCAUGGGCAUCAGCCUGGGCUACUUCGGCCCCAAGUGCUACAUGAUUCUUUUCUACCCGGAGCGCAACACACAAGCUUACUUCAACAGCGUGAUCCAGGGCUACACCAUGAGGAGGGACUAGCCCUCCUAUCAGCUGCCCACUGGGACGAGGG
This is a messenger RNA of Sus scrofa (pig), 3251 nucleotides long. It is a transcript of the gene TAS1R2, whose product is annotated as taste 1 receptor member 2. NCBI's taxonomy places the organism in Eukaryota, Metazoa, Chordata, Mammalia, Artiodactyla, Suidae. Gene Ontology annotation, cellular component: plasma membrane; sweet taste receptor complex. The record is from RefSeq and is a predicted model, not a curated record. Gene Ontology annotation, molecular function: sweet taste receptor activity; G protein-coupled receptor activity. Gene Ontology annotation, biological process: sensory perception of sweet taste; G protein-coupled receptor signaling pathway.